ACACGGUCCCACACAGGACAGAUUGGUGCAGGUUAAGACAUUGUAGAGGAAUGAGCAACUUUUAAGAAAGCGAAAGGUCUUACAGGACAGUUACAGGCAGAAUGGCCGAAGGAAGAGGUACAGCUCAGGAUUGGAGAGAUGAUAAAUCUGUGGUUGAGUGUCAUCGCUACAUCCUGGAACAUGAACUUGCAUGUGAUAUUCAUUUCAAAGUGGGUCCACCAGAAAAUGAACAACAGUUUGGAGCUCACAAAUCCCUGCUGAUGGCUAGAAGUAAUGAAUUCUUUACUAUGUUUGAGGAACAUGGGACUGAGCCAAACGGCUUGAUAGCAGUACCAGAUAUUGAUGCCAUGACCUUCAAAUUGAUGUUAUUGUACAUUUACUGUGAUGAUACCAUAGUGGAUCUGAAUGGAGUCUUUCAUCUCCUGUAUGCAGCCAGGAAGUACAAAUUAAAAGGCCUUGUAAUGAGUUGCCUGUCACAGAUCAAACCUGCAAUACAGACUCAUAGGUUAUGCUGGGUACUGACAAAUGCUUGUUUACAGCAAGAUGAGGAGGUUAAACAACUGUGUCUGCAGUACAUCAAUCUCCAUUCCUAUGUUGUAUUUGGUUCAAAAGGAUUCCUUGAGCUACAAGAGGAUAUCAUGAUAGAGAUUCUCAAACAGGACCGAGUCAACAUGCAGGAAAAAGACAUAUUUGAAGCUGUUGUUAAAUGGGCCAAGCUAAAAUGCAGAACCAAUUUGGUUGAAAGUAAUGGUGAAAACCUACGCAAUAUCCUGGUAAAUAUUUUACCUCAUGUUAGAUUUGCAAGAAUGGAGCCAUCAUAUUUUUCAGUAAAGGUCUCUCAUAUGAACAUAUUGACUCAAGAAGAACUUCUGGAAAAUUUUCAGUUCCUAACUACCAGUAAGGCAGAUCAUCCAGAUCCACCAAGAGACAGGAGACUCCUUUUUGAGAGGUUCUGCCAGGUAGAGUGUGGUAAAGGUUACUUCCGUGGCAAUGCAGAUGCCAUCUCAUUCAUGCUGUCAGGAAAUGCCAAAUUGCAUGAGGUGUUGGUCUAUGGGAGUUGCCAGUUUGAUGCUUUAUACAGAAUUACGGUGAAAAUAUUUGAAAAUAGAGAUCGAACGCUGUGGAAUAAAGACAUACAGCUUGAAACUGAUGGCUACACCAAGGUAUACCCAAUUGCGAUUGAACCCUCAGUGAUGAUGAGAAAAGAAGUUUGCUAUACUUUAUUGAUGGUAAUAGAAGGGCCAGCAAGUUACUAUGGAAAAAAGGGUGUGAUCCAGAAACAACUGGACGGAUUGUCAAUUACCUUCAUUCCAAACGAAAAAGGUUUGAAUGGCACUAACAUCAAACAAGGACAAUUCAGUGGCUUUGUAUUCAAGAAAGUUUAGCGCAGUAAAAUGUGACUUUAACAUUCAAAUAACACAAGAAAUACUGGCGGUAACCAUUUCCUGACUGAUGUGUUUCUGCUGUUAUUUGAGAAAAAAUUUAUUUCCUCUGUUACUGAAGAACCUCAAGGACAUCAUUUUUCAAAACAUGAUUAUGGAUCUCUCAAUGUUAUCUUGAGAAUCUCGUAAAAAAUGUGAUUAAUAUUUUCUUCAUAGUGACAUAGUUUUACACCAAUCAGAUCCUGGUUUAUAUAGGAGCUAGGUCAGUUGCUUUAUUAAUUAAACAUGCUUUUAUAUUUGUACUGAAAUUUUAAUCAAUAUAAGAUCUCUUCCUGCAAAUUUACAUGGAAAUACAAAUCAAAACUUGUACUGAUCUGUCUUAUAUGAUGUUGAAUAUAUAAUAACUAAUGGCUAUAAGCCAAAGUUGAUAUUGUUAGGAUAGAAACUGUGAUGAGGUGAGAAAAUGAGCAGGAUAUAUAUAGCAGGAUGGAUGACAAAUAAUAAUUAGGGCCCCGCAUCAGAGAUGUGGGUGCCCCAUAGUAAUCAGGUUGUCCGUCCGUCUGUCGAGCCAUCCUGCCAUCCGUCCAUCUGUCUUUCUUUUUUUUGCUUCUGGCAUUUCGCAGAGACAACUGCACGUAUCUUUAUGAAACUACAUAUACAUACAUAUCUUUACAUUACUGAGUGUCACAUACUCAUUUCAAAUUUCUACAGUGAAAAUUUGCAGAGUUAUGGCCCUUUGUCACCAAAAUUUGUCCGGCCUAUAACUUCCCUGUUGUUUGAAUGACAUUCACCAAACUUGCUAUAUUUAUAUAUCUUGGCAAUGCAGAGUGACACAAACCAAUUUCAAGUUUCAACGACAAAUAUUUGCAGAGUUAUUGCCCUUUGUCACCAAAACUUGUUUCUUCUAAGUUCUGUGCACAGCAUCGCAAGGUUGUUGAGGGUAAUGUAAAAAUGCUUACCACUUGACUCUGACAGCUUACAAAGAUUGUAACACUCAACUGAAGCUGACUAUUAGGGUCAAACACAUAGUGGGGCCCUUUCUGACUUGUCAGUGUUCUAGUUGGAUGUCUAAGACUCAAACUCCAACUAAAGAUGAUCUUUAGAUGUCCUAUUAUCCCAAUUAUGGUCCGUCCUAAUGGGAAGACUUUGAGAGAGGUCCAAAAUCUUUGUGAUCUAUAUUCAGUAGGUUACAAUGUAUAGGAACAAAAAGGCAGUAAUUACCAGUAAAUCCUAUGUAUGUUUAUGUAGCAUGUGACCUUGAUGUAUGUUAAGAUCUUGUUUUUGCCAAAGAGCUCAUGUACAUGUUUGGAUGAAGGUUUUGUUGUGGUAAAAUGUCAGCUGUAGGUCAACAUUUUUUUGGAAGGCCACUCCUCCUGAAUGUUUGAUAUCAACAUUAAUUGGCCAAAGGAAUGAAGACAUUAUUAAGGAAUAAUAUACCCUCAUGAUGGCAGAGGGUAUAGCAAAGUUUGGAGUCCAACUCAUGCUUUUCCUGUUCAGCUUACCCAAAGGUUGGAAACCCUUUUUAAGUCUGCCAUGGUAUAUAAUAUGACUCUUCAAAUUAUUGUAUCGCAUUUCUUUUUGACUUGACUGAAAGCAUCCUUCACAAAAUGUCUAGAUUGAAAUAGUGGUACACUUCUAAAAACUAUUUUUAGUAUGAAGUAGGGAAAGGUUUUAAAUUGCAUACUUGC
Molecule: messenger RNA, 3070 nt
Organism: Ylistrum balloti
Lineage: Eukaryota; Metazoa; Mollusca; Bivalvia; Pectinida; Pectinidae
Product: BTB/POZ domain-containing protein 3-like
Exons: 4
Coding region: 102-1385 (427 amino acids)
Biological process (GO): neurogenesis
Cellular component (GO): cytosol
Molecular function (GO): protein binding
Source: RefSeq, a predicted model, not a curated record